AUGGGCCACACAAUCCAUCCAAGUUUUUUUUUGCAUUCCUUAAUCUAUUACUCCGCUUUGCCGUCAACUUAUGACAUUGUGUUUAAGAGGAAGUCGAAUGAGCCAUUCCGUCGUGUAACGAUAAGCAAGGACUCACUUCCCAGUAAAUUUAAAGACAACUCUUUUGAUAAGUCUCACGACAAAUGGGGAGCAAAAGCGCAUGAAGCUCUAAGUAAAGUACAAGGAAAAGGUUUCCGGCACGAGAAGACAAAAAAGAAGAAGGUUUGUUUGUCGAGUUUAUUGUAUAAUAAAGUGUGCUACUUUUUUACUCUAGGUAUUUAUUUCUGGAAAAACAUCGACUGA
This is a messenger RNA of Angiostrongylus costaricensis, 342 nucleotides long. Lineage: Eukaryota; Metazoa; Nematoda; Chromadorea; Rhabditida; Metastrongylidae. The record is from the annotation of a GenBank genome assembly.